AGUGACAUUUUGUACGAAUUAAGGCGCGCUUUGCAGUCGGAAAUAACUGGUGGAUAACUCUUUCGUGAUAUCAAACAAAUAUAAUUAAAUUGAUGAAUAUUGUAUAACCGCCAUGGCUACACAUAAUAGAACAUUAAAAUUGAUUGCUACAAAGUUGGGUGUUGGUGAAGAAGACAAAGUUAUUAAUAAGGCAGCAGAGUUCGAACGGUUGUUGCAAACAAAAUCUAUUGCAGGCAGUAGCAUAACAGAUACCAGCAAAAUUGUAAUUUGUUUAGACCUCGCGGCUUCUAUUUAUGGGUCAGAUUUGGACAAUAAAGCAGCUAUCAAAUACUCUGGUUUGAAAGGUCCUUCAUACUUAAACUGUAAGAAAGUUGUGGAAAAUCUUCUAGAAAUAAAUAAUGAUAAGCUGACCAUACAUUUUCUAUGUGCAUCUAUGCAAUGCACCGGUGUGCAAACUCUCGCUGAGAAUAUCCUUGAAGAAUACCAGAGACAAGCCAAGACUGAAAUUGAUUUGAAUUUACCACAAUAUGUGUGUAUGGCUGUAUAUCAAGCUUGCAGAGUUAAUAAAGUUAAGAUAUCAAAGAGCAAAAUAAUAGAAAAAUCUAGAUUAAAAUCAGCACAAUGGACGAAACUAGAUGCUGAUUGGACUAAAUUUGUAGAUGAAAAGUUCGCCACUGUAAAGAAAAGGGGUAGACCACCUAAAACUACAGUGAAAAAUGAUGAAGAAAAAUUAAUGGAGGUGGACAAUCAAAUUCCAAAAGAAGAAAAGCAAUCUGAACCUCAAAUAGAACCUUACGAAGACUGGAAAAAACGAAUGCUAGAAACAGCUUAUAAGGAAUUAAAAGAGCUGGAAAAGCAGAGAAACGAGACGGAAGAUAACGACAGAGUGAAAAAGAUAAAGGAACAGCUGACGUCACCGAGACGAUCGCCGAGAAAGACUCCCCAAAAAUUUUCGCCUUACAAAAGUCCCAUAAAAGCCUGUAAUGGAAUAAGGCUCUUGUUUCCUAAGGAGUUAUGAUCAUCAUUUCGUCCCAUGUUUUUAAUGAAACUGAGAAUCGUGUGGACUUUAAAACAUUUUAUUGAAUUAACAAUUUGUAUUAAAUUAUUUGUUAUUUUACGUAAUAAAUUUAUUUGCAUGU
Vanessa tameamea is the source of this 1139-nucleotide messenger RNA. It is a transcript of the gene Orc6, whose product is annotated as origin recognition complex subunit 6. Bases 113 to 1018 code for a protein of 301 amino acids. The record is from RefSeq and is a predicted model, not a curated record. The transcript has 6 exons. Lineage: Eukaryota; Metazoa; Arthropoda; Insecta; Lepidoptera; Nymphalidae. Gene Ontology annotation, molecular function: DNA binding. Gene Ontology annotation, cellular component: nuclear origin of replication recognition complex. Gene Ontology annotation, biological process: DNA replication initiation; DNA replication.